GAGCACGAUGUGGAGACGGCCUACGGCGUGCUGCACGUUACCAUGAGGGGCGUUGCUAAGGGCAACCGACCCACGAUCCUCACCUACCAUGACGUCGGACUCAACCAUAAGUCUUGCUUUAACAGCCUGUUUAACUACGAGGACAUGCAGGAAGUGACACAGCAUUUCUCAGUCCUGCAUGUUGACGCUCCAGGACAGCAGGAGAACGCUCCUGUAUUCCCCACUGGGUACCAGUACCCCUCCAUGGAUGAGCUGGCGGAGAUGCUGCCGUCUGUCCUGACUCAGCUUCAAGUGAAGAGUGUGAUUGGUAUCGGCGUUGGAGCUGGAGCCUACAUCCUCACCAAACUGGCGCUGAAUGAGCCAGCUCUGGUGGAGGCUUUAGUUCUCAUCAACAUCGACCCCUGUGCUAAAGGCUGGGUGGACUGGGCUGCUUCUAAGCUAAGCGGCUGGACCAGCAACCUGGUGGACACCAUCAUGGGACACCACUUCAGCGCUGACGAGUUGACAGACAACAUGGAGAUCGUCCAGACCUACAGGCUCCACAUCUCUCAGGACGUCCCGCAGGAGAACUUGGCCAUGUUCUACAACAGCUACGACAGUCGUACUGAGUUGCAGAUAGAGCGUCCUCUCCCUGGUCUGAAUGAAAACUCGGUCAACACCCUCAGGUAACAUUUACUCUCUCUUUC
Perca fluviatilis (European perch) is the source of this 686-nucleotide messenger RNA. RefSeq names its product protein NDRG3-like. Gene Ontology annotation, cellular component: cytoplasm. The record is from RefSeq and is a predicted model, not a curated record. Gene Ontology annotation, biological process: signal transduction. Lineage: Eukaryota; Metazoa; Chordata; Actinopteri; Perciformes; Percidae.